This is a messenger RNA of Ylistrum balloti, 8523 nucleotides long. RefSeq names its product GAS2-like protein 2A. The coding region runs from base 405 to 5366 and encodes 1653 amino acids. The record is from RefSeq and is a predicted model, not a curated record. Gene Ontology annotation, biological process: microtubule bundle formation; regulation of microtubule polymerization or depolymerization; actin crosslink formation. The transcript is spliced from 5 exons. Lineage: Eukaryota; Metazoa; Mollusca; Bivalvia; Pectinida; Pectinidae. Gene Ontology annotation, molecular function: microtubule binding; cytoskeletal adaptor activity; actin filament binding. Gene Ontology annotation, cellular component: stress fiber; actin filament; cytoplasm.
ACUUUUACCUUUAACGGGAGAUUAAUCCCCCUGUAGAGCGCUGUACAUUUCACAGGUACAAAUGUACAGGUAUACAGAGUUCGUGACCGGUAUAGGAAGCUAUGUCAGGCGAGAUCGCCAGUAUAACCUUAACCAGGAGUGUACUGUGAUGGAUACUGACACACUAAAAAUGACGGGAUAUUUCGACGGUUUCAGAGUACCGUGUGAGUCGAUCUUUUAACAGGGUUUUACAUGCGAUUAUCAAUAUGUAACUAUCUGGGUCGUAUUAAUCGCCCCACCCCCUCCAUAUUCAAUGGGGUCUUGGGGCUGUUAACGGACCGACGAAACUGUCUCGGCAUGUGAAAUUGUUUUAAUAGUUAAAUAUUUUAAGCAUUUUGGAUUUAAAACAAAUACAUUCAUUCAAGAUGUCCGUUUCUACGACCUUAGAUUCGUCUCAUGCUAAUUCGGACCCUAACGGGACAAACGGGGGCUCCAGUACGCUUCUUGUCCUGCAACUGAAACCCAUUGCUACCUUCAAAUCUAAUGACGAAUACCUGUAUGCGAUGAAGGAGGAUUUGGCCGACUGGUUUGCAUGCCUUUAUAAGUUUACCAUAACAGUGGACAACUUCUUUGAAGUUUUGGAAACAGGUGUUAUGUUAUGUGAACAUGCAAAUAAAGUUCGCAGGUAUGCGACAGAGCGUACACAGAAAGGUAUUCUAACAGAAAUGCAUUCUAACUUUAUUCGUGAUCUCAAAGUUCCCCAGUAUGAGGUGCAAUAUCGUGUCGACGUACGUCCUCAAACCUUCCAAGCAAGGGACAACAUAUCACAAUUUAUAGCGUGGACCAAGAAGUUAGGAAUUCCAGAUGUUUUGUGCUUUGAAACCGAUGAUUUGGUUUUAAGGAAAAAUGAGAAAAGUGUCGUGUUGUGUCUUUUGGAAAUAGCUCGAGUUGGAGCGAAGUUAGGGAUGUUAGCCCCAACACUUGUACAAAUGGAAGAGGAAAUUGAUGAGGAACUCGCAACAGGAGAACCUCCAAAGCAAAUAAAAACAUGUGAUAUAAAAUCUCUCCAUGAAAUGGUGCAGGAAUUGGCUGGAAGAUGUACCUGUCCUGUUCAAUUCCCGAUUAUCAAGGUCGGAGAAGGCAAAUACAAAAUCGGGGACUCACAGACUCUUGUUUUUGUGCGGAUUCUGCGGAACCACGUGAUGAUCCGUGUGGGCGGGGGCUGGGACACACUAGAACACUACCUAGACAAGCACGACCCAUGUCGCUGUGGCUUCGCAGGUCACCGACAGCCCGUGUCCCGGGUAGGAGGAACCCCGGCGCGAAGGUCAAGCACAAGUGCUGUCUCACAAUCCGUCCCAACGACCCCAAGAUCUCCCCGCAAAAUGUCUGUCCAACCGUCCGCAGUCUCAGUCAACCAGAGGCCACCGUCUCCAGCACGAAUGCGAAGUAUGUCUCCUUCCCCGGCGUCGAGUCCCAGGAAAAUCGCUUCACAAUCAACCAAGAAAAUGACCAGUGAAUCUAUUUCUAGCUGUAGUACAUCGGACCCAUCAACUGGACAGAAAUCUAUAACUAAUAAUACGAGACGAAGCCAGUCACCAGUUCCGGCUAAAUUCCGUUCACCGUCUCCGGUUUCGUAUACAAAUAAGCUCUCACAGGUAACAACAACAACAACAGCUGGAAGUCGAUCCCAGGUGCCACAGGUAGUAAGACCUGCCUCACCCAUCAAAUCAGCAGUGCCCGUCCCACGGAGAUGCAAGUCCCCCUCCCCGACCAGACGAUGCGUUUCCCCGGGGCCCUCUCGUCACUGUGUCUCUCCGGGACCCAGCAGGAGGAAAUCUAGUCUAUCUACCCCCAGAGUCUCCAGACUAGACGACCGUCGACAGUUACCAUCACGACCAAGUAUGGAUUCUUCUGGUAACGAUAGUGAGGAAACGGAUGUGACGUCAGGAUCCACGCCAAAUCAAAACAACCUUAGUUUGGACCAAAUAAGUACUAUGACAUUGGACGAGUUUAAGAGUCUCUUAAAUAAUGCAUUGUCUGUUCCGAACGGCAACACUUCGGAAGGAAGUCUAGAUUCACCGAGGUCGCAAAGCAGUACGGAAAGUUUUAAACACACACACACUGGAUAUCCGAAUAAAAAGCUUCCACUUAUGGAGGCAACACAAAAGUAUAGAACAUGGGGAAACAAGAACACUUCUAGAAGUUUCGAUACAGGAAGUAGUGCUAGCAAACACGAUAAGAUACUCAAAUCCACCCAGUCUUCUGACGAUUACUAUGAACUCGAUAGACCAUCAAGGAAAACGUCAAUCGCGCGACCAAAAACACCAGUGAAUACUGUGCCUAGGCCUAAAACACCUGUUAAUUCUGUCACUCGACCAAAGACACCAGUUAGUGCCAGUUCGGUGUCACGACCCAAGACACCUACAAGUCAGUUCCGGUCCACAACACCAGUGACUGUUUCGAGAUCCGCAACCGGAAGUGUACCUCGACCUUCGCCAGGGGUCACACGACAGACAAGUGGGCCAUCCGGAACUAGUCGUCCAAAAACACCAACGCGAUUUCAAAACAGUGGAAACGAAACAAACAAUAGUUCAAAGGGGAAUUUUACAAGGAAUUCAUUCGAAACUAAAACGGAACAGCAUUCGAGAUCACUGAACCGAACGUUUGGGGAGCAAACACGAAAUGAAAUGCGUUCAAAUUCUUUGAGUAGGAUUACGAGCGACAGGCAAAGUGAUAAUGAUAUAAAGGUAUCUGAUACUAGGACAUUGUCAACUUCUAAAAGUGAUUUGUCAUCCGAUACGACGAGUUCUAGAAGUGAAAGGAUCGCUGAAAUUCGUGCUCGUCUUGCCGCGAGUCGCUAUGGAACUGGUUCAGAAAGCGUUUCCGCUUCAGCUACAGCGCACAAUACUAGCUCUUCAAGUACACCUUAUCGGAAGGAUAAUUUUAAUUCGACAGCACAUGUCUCCCCGAAACCGGAACAGACAUCACCAAAUGUGAGUUAUGUGUCCAUUACAAGCGAAGUUGCUGCGGAAACUGAAUCUAAUCAAGGUUCAUUUUCAAAAACUUACCAAGCUCUGCGACAAUUGAAUUCAGGAAGUAGCGAUACAAAACAUAUUACAAAUUCCGGAAGUGACGUUUCGUUAAGUGUUUUGUCAGACGGCAGUAAAAGUUCCUCUGUAGAACGUAGUUACGGAGCAUCCCGUCAAAGUUCUUUAUCGAGUGUAGACUCUUCACCAAAGGACGAAUUCCAUUUGGUAUCGAAAGACAAAAUCAAUAGAACACAAAGUCUCGAUGAUAAUAUCAUCAAAACAGCAAACGCGUCACAAUCAUCUACCGUAGAUGAAAUUCCCGUCGUACCUGUUAUGCAUUCUCCCGAAGAAAGACUAGCACGACCAUCCACACCGGCUCGCCCCUCCACCCCCUCCCUAAUUCCGCGACCGUGCACGCCGUUAUCCAGUUUGAAGGAUUCCAUUCAUAAUUUGGAAAAGCAACCAGCGUAUUCCGGUCAGAAUCAAAGUUCCCAAGCAAGCAGUGGAAAACCGCCCACGCCAAGAAAAGCUACUAUCUUAGCUAAGGCUCCAUCGGCAUCAAGCGCAUCCAAGACCUCGAAUACAAGCAAUAGUUCUUCAUAUACUAAAAUGUUUCUAGCAAAACGUUCCUCCACUCCUGGACCUGCUACAAUGAAUGCCGCUGUAAUUACACCCCGUAGGUCAAGAACUCCGGGCCCCGAGGACAGAGACAGGGGUUUAAGUAUGCCUUCCCAGAAGUCUGUCACAGAGAGCGUUAGCAACGUGUACGGUAGUCGCACGGUAGAUUCAACAAGGGCUCGUAAUGUUUCAGAUAGCCCUGCCUCGCAACGCAGGUCGCGCACACCCAGCAUAGAACACAGAUCUCUAAGUGCACAAAAUUCGACGGAGGGAGAAACUGUUCUAACGGUAAAUAGGUCAGGUGGAAGACAUGUCUUGUCAGUAAGCGAUACAAAGGAAACAAAGACACCUCGUCCUAGUGGAUGCCGUAUUAUUGCGAGAGCGUCAACGGCAUCUCAAAACCAGAAACCAACAUCCGAUGUGGAUAGGUCAAGGUCACGGGCACGAAACGUGAUGGCAACGUCAUCUCUUCGAACGAGACCGCGAAGUGUCGACCCAGAAUCUGCUGCCUCGAAGAAGCUAGAGGAAAACGUGCUAGUUGUCCAACGCGGCGAGAAUGGUACACAUUUUGUGAAUAAUCGAACUGAGGCUUGGGUAGAAUCAGCUGCUAAAAAUACAAAGGCAAAAACUCCGACCAAAUCCUUUCCCCCGAAGUCUGUGCACAGACGCUGCAAAACCCCUAACCCCAGGGAUAUUCACGAGCACGAGCUAGAAUCGCGCCCUUUGGCGGAGAUCAAGGCAGCACUGUCUCUCCCAAUCAAUGGUCUAAAAGAAGUCGACCUCGAUGGCCUUGAUGCACCACCAGAGGACGCUGACGCGUACGCUAAGAUGGACGAAUUAUUCAGAAGACUGAAAGCGAAGGAGCUUCGAGAUUCCGUAAACGAAACUCCUGGUGGCAAUGGUGAACUGAUAACUAAAUUUAGUAGUGAACAGGAUGACUCAGACGUUGCUAGUGGCGAUGUGGGGUCUCUAGACAGCAACGAAAAUGUGAAACGGAAAAAUUCCAAGUCGUCCUUCAAAAGCUCGCCUUCUACAAGCAACCGGGGCUCUACAGCCUCAACUCCUUCUCGACCAAAGACUCCAUCAUUUCCAACAAAAGAGCGUGGAACACCACAACAGUUCACGCGGGCAAACUCAAUGCCACCCCGGCCUAGUACUCCAACGCAGUCAUCCAUUUCACGGAAGUCAAGUUCAAACAGUGUGCAUUCUGCACCUGCACCGGAAACAAACAUGAAACGAAGUGUUUCGGAUCAUACAAGCAUGCUAGUGUCAAAGAUUAAAGAGCUAAUUAAUACAAAACCAAGAAAGGACGAAAAAUCCGGACCUAGAUCUAGAAUUCCGGCACCUAAGUCGCUAUCAGGGAUAGGAAAAUCUAAAUCUGUUUCUAAUUUACUGUCAUCUUCUAAUUUAGAAAACAUGUCUCCAAUUAAAGGAAUCUCUAACGGUGAUUUGUCACAGACGUAUGACUUUACUGAUGAUGUAUGUGGUGAAAUAUCAAAAUAUUCUUCUCGGGAUCAGUUGGAUUAUAACGGAUAUAACGAAACGAUCCGGAAUGGUUCAGAAACGCCGGUUCCAAAAUUAUCAACUCCUCUGACAACAGGAAGAAAAGAGUUUUUGAACAAUCAAAGGGAGAGCACUCGCACACCGAAACUCGUCCGUGCAGUUUCUAUAGGUAGUUUGUCUAGUUCGUCAAAUACCCUUUCUUGUAACGUAGGGGAUGAGGAUGAUUAUGUGUGAUGAUUAACACAGGAGUGAUAUUAUAUAUUUGAUGCCGAAUUGUUGGAUGUCUGCAAUUUCUGGUGUUGGCUGCGAUUUCGUUGCUUGUGUGUCUUUAUUUGUAGAACAAUACCAAGAUUUGGAGUUUAGUUCGUCAUUAACCACACCAUCUAACAUCUCUAUGUCGCUUAAUGUCAUAAUAUAAUGCGUGAAACAAAUCCAUUUAAUUUAAUGAAAGAUGAUCUUAUACACGAGUUUAUAAGUAGUAUGACGAGGGGGAGAGAAGUAGAACAUUCCAGACUGUUCAUUCCUUAUAUCAUUUAAAGUGUAUUUUUAAGUUCCACCACAUCUAUUACUUAAUCGAUACUAGAAAUAGAUUUUCCGGCAAUGAUUUUUUUUGUCGGAAUCAUCCGAUGUUCUACAAUAUCUUAUCCAUUCCUGUCACGGACAUCAGAACUUAAUGCUUUCACGUUACCGCUGUGUCACCCUGCUUAGGUCAGUUUGGUUUCCUAAUCCGCCAUCUUUGAUUACAACAUUAAUUUGGAAAUCUAGCCGGACACUUAUAAGCCUGUUAAAAUGUACCAUUACCACCGCUUUUAUAUGAAGUUCAAGUGAAAAAAAUGCUUUAACAAUGACCGUUUCCAACACUUCAAUGCACUGCCAUUAAUAUGACAUGGUGGAUACGAUUUUGCCAGUUCGUCAAGAUGGCCCUGAUUCCUGAGGUAGUAUCUGCGUAUCUUUUGAUCUGGUUUCCUUCGACAAAGAGUCCUCUCUGGCGCUUCCAUAUGUCAGUUUGAUUCCAUUUCCUAGCAAUUUUCUUCGUGAGUUUGUGGUUACUGUUGGUUAGUGAAAUAAUGCAUGAUUAAUACAGAGUAACGAUUCCGGCGAGAUAUCCUCGAAAGACUGGGAUAUCACUCAGUGUUUGGACUGAAGAUGAAUUUUUCCACGGUUCGGAUCUAGAGGUGUCGCUCGAAGUUCAAACUAUAAAAAGCGAAAUGUCGUCAAUGGUUCGGACUAAAGAGAUCUGGUUUGGACUAAAGAGAUCUGGUUCGGACUAAAGAGGUCUGGUUCGGACUAAAGAGAUCUGGUUCGGACUAAAGAGGUCUGAUUCGGACUAAAGAGGUCUGGUUCGGAAUAAAGAGGUCUGGUUCGGACUAAAGAGGUCUGGUUCGGAAUAAAGAGGUCUGGUUCGGACUAAAGAGGUCUGGUUCGGACUAAAGAGAUCUGGUUCGGACUAAAGAGAUCUGGUUCGGAAUAAAGAGGUCUGGUUCGGACUAAAGAGGUCUGGUACGGACUAAAGAGGUAUGGUUCGGACUAAAGAGGCCUGGUUCGGUAAAGUUUUUUUCGCAUUAUACGGAUAAUCAAAUUUACACCUGAAGCAGGGUUAAAAUUUUCAGUUACAUUUUCUUGCAUCUUUGGAACAACUUACUGAAUACUAUUCAAAAGAUAUAAACAAGCUAUAUUUCCAUAUCAUUCUUAUAAAAUGCAAUUUUUAUCUGUGAUAGUUUUAAUGAUGCUCAUUAUAAAAAGUGCUGAGAUACCAAACUGUAUUGCAAUAAAGAUGUGAUAAUUUUUUUUUUACAAAUUAUAACUAAUAGUCUAUAGGUUAUCAGCACUUACUAAGUCUGACCCCAAAAUACAAUUCUUCACCUACUCGUGUUUCCUUAAACAUAUCUCACUUGUCACUUUGAUCAGUAGUUUGUGUUCUAUAGAUUCAGAAAACCUUUUUAUCAUCAAACAUGCUUAGACAACAUUAGAUAACCAUAUACAAGUGAUGCCUCAAAUUUUGUUUUUAUUUUGGGAAACCAGUAUAUUGGGGCCCAGCACGUAAAAUAUUCACCGUCCUACGUCCGUUAACAAUUCACAUUUUCGAUUUUUAAAUUUUUUUUUUCAAAAAUACAUAAACCGAUUUGGACGAAAUUUUGCAGAAGUGUUCAAUUGAUUAUUAUUAUUAUUAUUAUUAUUAUUAUUAUUAUUAUUAUGACAUUCUUAAGGGCCCGUCAACACAUAAAUGGUCAUUAGAGCCAUCAACCGGUAAUCGUUCCAUCGAAAAUAUUUUCAGACUUGGUUAGAACUGUUAGUAAAGUAUAACAAUAUCAUACAGUGGCCGACUGAGCCGCCGCGGGAGUUAAUGAGCGGACCAAUUAAAGUUAUAUUGAAUGAAAUUACAGAAAUUUUCACACCAGUGGUCUCCUUCGUCGGGUAACGUAUAGUGUAGCUACAAUAGCACAAAAAGCUUCAGUUUUGAGAAAGAUUUCUUUUUUUUUUUUGCCGGUUGGAAAUAAUUCAAACUUGGUUAGAAUUAUAAACAUUGAAAGGUAGUUAAUAUUUUGUAUACUUUACGUUUAGUUUGCAAAGCAUCAGCAAUUUCGUUCAUGUUUACUUUGUUGUAUUGUAACAUUGACAAACAGCUUUGUACAACUCGGGUGACCAUAAAAGCCCGUAAGGCCCCUUGUUUUGCAUCUUAAAAUGAUGUUACAUUUUAAAAAAUUAUAAAAAGGAAACAAAACUUACUGGUUUCAUCGCUGUUGACAUUUGCCACCAAAAAAGUUCAAAGCCUUAGGAACUGAAUACAAAUUAUUAACACUUCGUCCAUACUUUGUCUUCAUGUUUCAUUUCAUUGGUUGUGUGCUGAAAUGUAAAAUAGUUUCAACAGCGAGCGAGAGCGAGGCAUUCUCAAUAGCUUGACACUGCUGUGAGGACCCAAGGAGCCCUCCAUAUUGUAAAUUUAUAUCAUCCCUAUCAGUUUGUAUCAGAUGUUUUUAAGCGAUAUAAUUAAAAAUAUGCAUUGAGCUAGGAGGCACUGUCUCUCGGAGCUACAGACUGAAACAUGGGGAACUAUAUUGUGCCAGUCCUCUCCUUCACCCAUUAUAUCCCUACCACUCAUUACUUUGCCGAUAUCUAUAGUAAUAUAAAUGUAUUGAAAAAUAAAAGUGUCUCAGUGUGCGAUAUAAUUUAUAAUUUCUUGUAUCCAUGUCAUGAAUAUUCAAAAGUUCUUAUGCAUUAUAUUUAAUAUAUCUUAAGUUAUAUUUGAAUGGCGCGUGGACGUAAGGACGCCUUUAAUCUAUAAUGCCUAUCUGUGAUUCCUAUAAUUAUUUAUUUUGUAAAUAUGAUAUGCAAACUGUAAACACUUUUUCAGGUGUCGACUUGUAGACAAUAAAGUGUUUACUAUAUCCUA